Molecule: messenger RNA, 4320 nt
Organism: Erpetoichthys calabaricus (reedfish)
Lineage: Eukaryota; Metazoa; Chordata; Cladistia; Polypteriformes; Polypteridae
Gene: cables2b
Product: Cdk5 and Abl enzyme substrate 2b
Exons: 9
Coding region: 24-1547 (507 amino acids)
Biological process (GO): regulation of cell cycle
Source: RefSeq, a predicted model, not a curated record
AGCUCUUUACUUUCAUUUAGAGAAUGGCGGCUGCCUUGUGCAGUUCGCGGAGUGCGCUCAGUAGCAACCCAGGAAGUAAAGCACCUAAAGACCAACGGAAAACCCGGGAUUCCAAGCGACGACAGGCUGCUCUCUCCUUCCUAAGCAACAUCUCGCUGGAUGGGCGACCCUUGUAUCAGUUGAGCAACGGAAACCCGCUGUUGAGACAGGCCGAUGCUAACGAUCAGGAGAGGGGGACAGCAGUUGAGGCUGCUGGUCCCCAGUCUUUCACGGCCGCGUCUGGAAACCCCCUCUGCUUAACCCCACUAGUCAGCGGCUUGCCCUCCACUCCGACGCCGAGGCCUGCCCAGUCUAACGAACCUUCACUUCUGGUGCUCCCCAAAGACAGCUUAUUAGGGAAGGAGGUAUUUUUGGAAACGGGCCUUUUGACACAGACAGGAGCCCUGUUGUCUCCGCAGAGCGGACCGCUGCACCCCCCUCAACUUGGCAGCAGCACAAAGCCACAGACACACCUCUGCAACUCCCUGGGUCUCGAAACCUUCAGGCAAAGAUGCCGAAACUUGUCAGCAUCUUCGCAUCCAAGGGGUCUAAAGAAAGUACAUUUUAUCAAGAAUAUGCGGCAAUAUGACAUCAGAAGUAGCAGGAUUGUCCUCAUCUGUGCCAAAAGGUCUCUCUGUGCCGCAUUUUCAGUGCUACCUUAUGGAGAGAGCUUAUAUUUCAGUGACCCCACACUGGAUGGACAGAGACAACGGCAUUCUUCUGGUGGCACACUUUCCAACCUAGAAAUGGUUCCAAGUCUUGAAGGAGUAGAGCUUGGUGCAGAUGGAAAGACUGUUUCAUAUGCCAGAUUUCUGUAUCCAACAAAUGCAUUAGUCAAGCAGAAGACACCAACAUCUGAGCCUACAGUGACAACUCAAACACCUAGAACAAGUACAGCACGGAAUUUUACUUCUGCACGAUUUAGUAGUACAGUUUUGGCAUCAGAACCAGGCGGUGAUGCUGUGGUGUUACCAGAUUAUGAUCCUAAUCUGCUAAGUGAUCCCCAGUGGCCUUGUGGGAAACAUAAACGAGUACUAAUCUUCGCAUCUUAUAUGACAACAAUAAUAGAAUAUGUAAAGCCAUCUGAUCUAAAAAAAGAUAUGAAUGAAACAUUUAAAGAAAAAUUUCCUCAUAUCAAGUUAACUCUGAGUAAGAUAAGAAGCCUCAAGGAAGACAUGUGGAAUGUGGCUGAUGAGUGUGAAUUACAGCCAGUAACAGUAGCCAUGGCAUAUGUCUACUUUGAGAAGUUAGUGCUUCAGGGACGGCUGAACAAGCAGAAUCGCAAACUGAGUGCAGCAGCCUGUGUGCUGCUAGCAGCCAAAAUCAGCAGUGAUCUGAAAAAGCAGGAAGUUCGGCAACUUAUUGAUAAGCUAGAAGAAAGAUUUCGUAUAAACCGAAGAGAGCUGAUUCAAUUUGAAUUUACGGUCCUAGUAGCCAUGGAAAUGGCUCUUUAUCUUCCAGAAAGCAAAGUAAUGCCUCACUACAGACGACUUGUCCAGCAAAGUUAGUAAUUAGUUGAAUUCGGGGACAAAUUUGGAUAUUGGUCCUGACAUGAUACAGUUGGAAGAAUAAGGAUCAUGACACUGUAUAAUUUGUCUGUACUGGAAUUUUUCCAGUUUAGCAAUUUGCAAUAACAAGCACCUUAUCAAAACUACAAAUCAGUUCUGUGUAUAUCAAGUGUAUAAUCUAUGUUAUAAACAAAAAAGAGCCUUUUGUUUUGUAUCAACUGUGCUUCAUCUUCAGAAUAAUGUAUUUCAAAACAUCUGAUAUGGCCAAGUCCAUAAAAAACCUUUUGUGGGUUUAGAAAUAUGUUCAUUUCAUCAAGUUCAUUGAGUCAUGCAUAGCCAGCUCAUGCGUCCUCCCUGAAAUAUUAAGUUCACUUUACUAUGCGUGAAGUUAUCUUUGUUUUAAAGAUAAAACCUACGAAUAUGGGUUAGUAUAUACACUUCAGUUUUAAAGUGCAAAAUGGUGAAUACUGAAAUGUCUUUUAAAGCUGAAUAGACAGAACAUCUUUAAAUGACAGAUUAUUUUGGUAUCAAUUUUAAUUAUUUGUUAGGGUAGUGUCUAUCAAACUUAUGGAGGACAGCUAUUGUUACUGAAGACUGAAUCCAGUAUUUUUCCCAUCUAAACCCUAAGGCACUUUUUACAGUUAGUACAUACUACACAGAAUUGGCAAGUAGAUUUGCAUUGUGUAGUAUUACCAUUUUUAAAUAAACUACAUGUCAUGUGACUUGUUAAAAAAAAUUUCUCAGACAUGUAAUCACCACAGAAAUGGACCAGAAGUUUUUUUUUUUUGUUGCAUUGAAACCAUUAAAUAUGGUACACUGUGCUGAGUUUGAAUGCUGUGUGUCCUUGUUAAAUAUUUAUUUAUCCUGCAAGGUACAAAAACUGUUAUUCCCUUAGCAGUGUUCUGUAUACAGUAUUGAGCAAUAUUUGGAACAACCUCCAAUAAUUCAACAUCAUGUCCUCUCAAUGCAGUGCUCAGGGUGUGAAGUGCUCUGAUGAAAACAAAAUGUGUCCAAAGAGGGUUCAGAGCAGUCUUCCUGUUUCUAAAAUUAGAUUGACUUGUACUUUGUUUUCUUUCCAGUAGAUUUACAGACAAUGUUAAAAUUAUUUUUUUGUUGUAAUAAGUUUUAUAUUGUGUUCAGUUUCCAUGGCAAUAAUAUUUUAAAUUAUCUCUUCAGUAUACCAAGGGUUUUAUGCAAUAUUUCACAUUAAUUUAUUGAAAGCAGUUAUUUGUUGGUCUUCCAGUCCAAGCCCAUCUGAAAUAUGAUUUAAUACGGGCAUUUAUAGUUUAAUUUCUUGUUUUAUAUAUUUAAAUAUAUAAAGCAAUUUAGAGUAAUGUUUUUAUUCUUAAGUUAACACACCUGGAUGCAGUUUUCCUGCAUGUCAUUGUAUUUCCAGAAUUCUUCUGUAUAUACUAUUUAUGUGAGUAUCAGGACAAAGGGAUUUUUUUUUACAUAUUUAAUGUUAUUUCAGAGUUAUUUGUUGUUAAUUUUUAGAUAUGAUUCUUAGUUACUGUAUACACAUGCAGUACUGUAGUGAACAUAAAAUACUAAGUAAUGUUACUGACAUUGUGUACAUUUAAAUGUGAACACAUUAACAAUUUUAAUACUUAUGCUUACAAAAGUUAGCAGCCUCCAAGCAUAAUGCUGGCCAUUUUAUAAGCUUUUGUUUGUGGAUGGCAAAGGAUUUCAUUGGCUGAAGGAAAUAAAUAUUAUUCAGUAGCAUUUUAUUCCUGCUGUAUCUGAAGAAAAGAGUGUAACCUAUUCAAAAGUUAUUCAUAAUUUUAGAGUCUUGUGGUCUUGAGCAAUAUUUGUGAAUUUUAAAGAUGUUAUCUUGGGAGAAGUCAAGCAAAAUGACACCUUUUAUUGGCUAACUAAAAAGAUUACAACAUGCAAGCUUUCGAGACAUCCUACCUGAAGAAGGGGCCUGAGUUGCCUCGAAAGCUUGCAUAUUAUAAUAUUUUUAAGUAGCCAUUAAAAUGUGUCAUUUUCCUUGAAUUCACACUACAUCCAUAAUGACUUGCAACUGGGUACAACACCCUAGUACUAAAGAUGUUCUGUUGAAAGGUAUGGCUGAUUAAAUAUGAAAUGUAAUUUAGGCCUGUGAUGCCAUCUUGUGGAGAAAAGAACAAAUUGACUGCUAGAUUAAAGGGAAAAUCCUAUGAGACCGUUAACACAUAAUCCAGUGGAUAGAUUUGGGGCCAGCCUGUUAUAAAUAAAUAAAUCCACUCUAAUUUUAAUAAUUUGCCUGUAGAUAUGGAUCUUGUGAAACAACAUUUCCUGCUGCCUUUCAGCCCUACUAUAUGUGAUUCAUUUGGACAACUAGUAUUGUUUAGUAAAGCGUUUUCAAGUAAGAAUUUUCUGGUGCACAAAAUCUUACUCAAUAGCCAUGAGAUGAUUACUUUAAAAACUUUGUAUACAGCUGAUUGUAAUACCUUGAAGUGCCUAAAUCCUAGUAGCAUUGGUCCGUGACAGUAUUUGUAACUAAGAGGAGACCCUGUAUAGUAGAUUAUCUGAGAUUAUAAAAUGGCACCCUAAUAUUGCAGACCAAACCCAUUUUCAAUUUUAGGUGAUGUUGGUUGUAUGUAGUUAAGCCCAUAGGCUUCAAUUUUAUGAGCCUUUGUUUAUUGUCUCACUGCUCUGUUAUCUUUUAGUAUUUAUUUUUAUAUUUAAGCCUUUUUAUAUGUAAAACAUACUGACUUCCCAAGUGGGUAUUCAGCUGUGUUAAGCAGAAAUUUGAAAUGGUUGCUUUAUAUUUGAAAAAAGAGGUUUUAAU